Molecule: messenger RNA, 975 nt
Organism: Verticillium nonalfalfae
Lineage: Eukaryota; Fungi; Ascomycota; Sordariomycetes; Glomerellales; Plectosphaerellaceae
Exons: 4
Coding region: 1-975 (324 amino acids)
Biological process (GO): protein N-linked glycosylation; lipid biosynthetic process
Cellular component (GO): endoplasmic reticulum membrane; intracellular membrane-bounded organelle
Molecular function (GO): dolichyldiphosphatase activity
Source: RefSeq, a predicted model, not a curated record
AUGGUACCCUGGGAAGGUGCCACUGGCGUCACAUGUCUCGUCUCGAGGCCAAAGACGCCAAAGACGCCCAAGACUCGACAUCGUGGCCUCGACCCUCGACCACCACCGCCACGCCUGCCUCCCAUUGACCGUCCAACUCUCCUCUGCCUAAGCUACCGUCCUCCAUUCGGAGAGGGGGCUGCCGCUGCUGCCGCCGCCGCCGCCACGACCAUGGAUGACACGCGACCCCUCGCCUCGCUGUCCCUGACCCACGUCUACUAUGACCCCUCCGACCCCCUCUCCCUCGUCUGCGCCUGGCUCGCCCUCCUGCCGCAGGCCCUCUGCAUCGUCUACGCGACCCUGGCCUUUGCCUCGCGCGAGGCCGAGGUCGCCCUCAUGUUCGCCGGCCAGCUCGCCUGCGAAGCCGUCAACUUUGCCCUGAAGCGCCUCAUCAAGGAGGACCGCCCCCGCCGCAUCCACGGCAAGGGCUACGGCAUGCCCUCGUCCCACGCCCAGUUCGUCGCCUUCUGGGCCCUCUACCUCGUCCUCUUCCUCUUUGUCCGCCACCGCGGGCCGCCCGCUCGACAGACCGCGACAGACGACAGCAACAACAACAGCCGCAACAGCAGCAGCCCGCCCUACCGCUCGCGCGCCCUGUCCCGCGUCGAACGCGCCGUCGCCGCCCUCGUCGCCGUCGCCACCGCCGCCGCCGUCGCCUGGAGCAGGGUCUACCUCGGCUACCACACGACGAAGCAGGUCCUCAUCGGCCUCGCCGCCGGCGCCGCCUGCGCCGUCGCCUGGUUCGCCGCCACAACCCACGCCCGCGACGUCGGCCUCCUCGCCUGGGUCCUGCGGUGGCCCGUUGUGCGCUGGUUCCGCGUCCGCGACCUGCUGCUCGAGGAGGACUUUUGCCAGGCCGGCUGGGAGCGCUGGGAGGAGAAGCGCCUGCGUGAGGACGACGCGCUGGUCCGCCAGGAGAAGGCCAAGAAGAGGUGA